Molecule: messenger RNA, 1714 nt
Organism: Petromyzon marinus (sea lamprey)
Lineage: Eukaryota; Metazoa; Chordata; Hyperoartia; Petromyzontiformes; Petromyzontidae
Source: RefSeq, a predicted model, not a curated record
GUGUGAGGGGGUUGUCACAUGGUGUGUGUGAGGGUGAGGAGGUUGCCCCAUGGUGUCUAUGAAGAGGCUGGGGUGGCUUCCUAUCUGCAGGGGGCGCCCACAUCUCCCCGUGUUCUGUGAGCGCAGCAGCGUUGUGCGUUGCGCGCGGUUUUGUGGCUGCUGCUGCUGGUUGUGGUGUCGUUGUGUUGUGGGUGGUGGUGGUGGUGGGGUCGUUGUGUCUCUGCGUGCGUCUGUGAAUCUCUGCGUGCGCGUCUCGCACGCGGGAGGAAGAGAAGGAAAAGAAACGCGGGGACCACGACCCGGAGCCACUCCCCAUCUCCUCCCUCGCCGGGCCGAGCUGACUGAACCGAUGGCCUCCGCGCUGGCCGUGGACUCGAGCGUGGACUUCUCGGCGUGGCUGAAGGCGCAGGGCGUGAACGCCGAGGUGGCCCGGGCCAUGGACUCUGAGCUCGGCAUCCGCGACUACGGAGUCCUGCGCGCCUGCGUGGGCGACGGCCACGUUCGCGCCGAGCUCCUGGCCGCGGCACGCGACCGCCUGCCCUUCGGCUUUUACGCCGUGCUGCGCCAGGUCGUGCGCUCGCUGCACCUGGCGGAGGCCGAGAGGCCACGAUCGGACACGGCCGCCCUGCGGGACGCGGCGCUGGGCGGCCUCCUGGACGUACUGGUGGUGCUGUUCAGCGGCCUCAGCCGUGAGCUGUUGCUUUCUGUGCAGAAGCUGGGGGAGAUGGACGUCGAGGGAUUUGCCGACACGGUGCCCAGCACGGCCAGGACCGUCAGCCUGGAGGACAAGACUACGGAGUACGACCGCCUCUCCACAAAUAUGAACGAAUAUUCAAGCCAUGUAGAAGACUCGGGUUCAGCAAACGAAGGCACAGGGAGCGACCGGCCGGGCUGGGAAGAGAUGGGCGCUCCAGCGUUCUGCGCCGAGGAACAAGCACGCGAAGACACCUUCGUCAAGCAGGAGGGCAACGAGGCCGCGAGGGACAUGUGGCAAGACGUCGGAGAGAAUCACGGCAAGGAUUGCGCAGCGGAGGCCUCGGAGAGGCCGCACACGUGCGAAGUGUGCGGCAAGGGGUUUGUGUGCAUCUCCUACCUGAAGCGGCAUCAGAUGACGCACACGGGCGAGAGGCCGCACGUGUGUGACGACUGCGGCAAGGGUUUCUCACAGAUCUCGCAUCUCAAGAGGCACCAGAGGACUCACACGGGGGAAAAGCCCUACCUCUGCAAGGAGUGCGGCAAGGGUUUCUCACGGAGGCACAAUCUGAACAAGCAUCAGCAGGCGCACGUCGGCCACUGCCCGUACGUGUGCUAGGAGGGGGGGGGCGGGGGCGGGGGGGCGCAAGGCGGCAGAGUUCAUCGGCGCGGAGAGAGAGAGAUGAAUUCCGCAUCGCGCGAUCCAAGCGUCCGGUACGGAUCGUUGCGCGAGCGUGGAAAAAACACGUUCUCUGAUGGCUUUUACUCAACGGAAGGGCUGCGAAAGAAAACACAAUGGAACUGGCAAACUCACAAAGUGCUGUUAAUGUACACGCCACGGGGAAGCCCGGGGGAGAGACGUGAUGGGCCAUGGCACCUCCGGAACCCGUGACCUCACAGAUGGCUUCAUUUCUCACUUGUACAUCGCGGUUUAAUAUUAAAUACUUUUAACAUUUUUUUUUUCUAAUGCAAUUUUUCAUUACAUUGUCGCCAUCCACCGGUCUUAUUAUAUUUUGUCAAA